UUUUUUUUUCAUUACUUUAUACACGAUAUCUCAAUGUCAAGAUCAACUUUACAUUCACGAAUUCUUUACAAAUUGGCAAAUACAAUGCCUAAUAUUCGACAUAAUGACAUUGGACAAGAUAUAAUGCAUUUUUUAUCCAAAUGUCCUUCAUUACCACAAGAGACUCCUCUUCUCAAUUGUACAACUAUAUUUACACGAAAACAUAGACAAUCUUUUAACAAUAUUGGACGCAUGACUAGAAGAACUCAAGAAGCUUUAGGUGCUUUUAUCAAUUAUCUUAUGGAUGCUCCUCAAUAUUAUCAAAUACAAGAAUUACCUAAAUUAGUGAAUUAUUUACGAUAUCUUCAAUUAUAUGAUUGGGAUUAUCAUGAUAUUCAUGAAGGACUUAUAUUACCAGAAAUUGUGACAUAUCAACUAUAUUCCGGUCUACUUUAUCUUGCUGAUGUCCUUUUAGAUUCUCAAACCCUGAUUAUGAAUAUACUUUUAUCUUAUACGAAGUCUAUAUUGGAUGAAAUCAAUAACAAUGAUUCAGUUGGUUAUAUUAUAUGCUUUGCUUUACCAUCAUUGGUCGGCAUUUAUCGAGCUCUACAACUUUCACCUUACAGAUACACUUCAUCACAAUUGGAAUUUAUCUAUGAACAUGUACAACUAUCAAGUAACCAAGCAACCAUUGAUAUCAUUCGAACUGCCAUUACACAAUGUCUCGAAACUGAUGAUCAACAAUCUCCUAAUCGACAAACUUUGAUUACUUAUUGGGAAAAGGACGAACCUAUGACUUUUAAUCGAACUGUUUAUGAUAUCCUAGUCAUCAUCCGUAAUGUAUUGGCACGUAAUAUGGCAUCAUUACUCACUAGCAAUAACGACGACAAUAACAACAAUAACAACAACAUGGAUAAUAAUAAUAAUAGUAAUAGGCGUUCUCCUUCAACAUUUAUACCAAUAUAUCCUGAUUGUUGUGGACGGAAACCUCAUUUAACUCAAGAUAUUGAAUAUGAAUGGACACUUUUAUUAAACAAAGCAAUCAAUGUGGAUCAUUCAACUGAUAAACGACUGGAAGAAGAACAAGAUAGGAAAGGUGCUUUGAAUGAAAAGAAUCUAAGGAAACUAUAUGCAACUUCGAUGAGUUAUUAUCAGGAUGUUCGUAUGAAUAUGGAUACUAAAGAGUCCAAUGGGAACAAAACCAAGAUGAAAACUCCUUAUAUGUUGGAAAUCAUGGGUACAAGUAUACAAGUUGCGACGUUGGUAUCUAUUGCCUUACAUUUACCAGAUGAUGCUUUGGUUGGUCAUAUUGCUGAUUGUCUAUUCUCUGAUUCUCGUUAUGUCGAUACUUGGAUAUAUGUCUCUGCGUUGGAUUCUGCUGUAUUACUGGCCAUCAACUUCCCACAAUUCAAUACUCGUAUAACACAAAUCAUUUGUCAGUUUCUUGCCACUCCUUCCAACAUGUUUGAUACAGAAACAAAAUUAGAUGGUGAUAAGGCGAGCCUUAGAAAGUUCGCUGUGGUUCGGCUAGCCCUAUGUGUACAGAAAAAGGAAUUAUCAUCAACCCAAGUACCUCAAGCUGCAAUAUCAAUUCUUUAUUCAUUAUUGAAUGAAAUCACUCAUUACAGUCAAGAUGAAGGUGGCAACAUAUCCUUGGAAACUACAAUCAAUAGACGGCGAUUCCAUGGUGUAUCUUUGGUAGAUAUUUUAGAUGAGAAACAAAGACGACAAGUAUGUACCAAUGUACUGUCAGCGAUCAUUGGUGUGGCUGUUUAUCUCAAGGAUGAAUCUAUUAUCUCUCAAGCACUUCCAAUGUUAUUAUUAGAAAGAAGAUCAUUCUCUUUGGUAGCAGCAACAUCAGUCUUAUCAAGCUUAGGAGAUUUGGCACUGGUGGCUUCUUCAAGUGUUUUUGAAGAUAUUUUGGGUGUUCUUUCCAUGUACAGCCGGGAAUAUUUGCAAUCUGAUAAUAAAACAAUGUGGACUGAUAUUGUAACAACUCAAACCACUCUGGCGAAACGAAUAUAUCUACGACCGGAUCUACAACAAAUAUAUCUUACUAAUAUCUUAUCACUCUUCUUGGAACAUGGGAGCAAAAUACAACAAUUGGAAUCCAAUGGUAUGCCUGCAACAAGAUCAUCAGAUGUACCUUUGACUACGAAAUUGGGUACGCUGUUGCCUAUAUUGGAAGAAUUAUUGAAGCACGAUGAUUUCAAUCCUCAAGAUGGUCCUAUCACUGAAAGUUUAGUUUCUUUAUACCGAAAUUUUUGGAUUCUAUGUGUUUUGUUUGGAUUUGUCAAUAAUACAAUGUGGAUUCGACAAUGGCAUACUGCAUUGAUGGUGAUUGCUCAAAAGUCUCCUCUUCUGGUAACAGAGAGUGCCAAGGAUUACUGGGAAGCCGAUCUUGAAAACAACUCGAUUCUUCGUGGACAUGUGAUGGAACAACAAGUCAUGAUGGGACGCUUGCGACAAGAAUUGAUCAAUAUCUUACCUUCCUAUUCAAGCCAAAUCAAAGGGUUUUCAUUUGCUCAGGUGGUUCUUCUCCUUGGUGUUUAUCAUACGGAAACAAGACGUAGUCAAAUGGGAAAUGCAGGUUAUAUCCUUGGCUACUUUAUGAAUGAAACAGUGGGUCAUGGUGCUUUGACAGGAUGUUUGGAAGGCAUAUUGGAUUCUGUAUUGAUGCAUUAUACCACUACAUUGAAGACAAAAGCGGCUGAACAAACACUUGGCAUGGAUGUCAACAAACAACUCGUGGUUACCUUGCCACUUUUAUGUCAUCGUCUUGACAAAGUGCAUACGUUAGCUUGUCAAGUAGUUGAUCGAAUUGUACAUGCGCUUCCUCAAGUUUUUGCUGAUAAAUCGUUGAUUAUUUUAUUACUGGAACUUGUACAAUUGUUAUGGCUAAGUUGUGCAGCAGAAUUUAGAAAUGAGUACAAGCCUGUUUAUCAAUUCACAUCCAAGCUUGCCAAGGUGACUAUUGAACUUGUUGAUUCUUUCUCUUAUCGAAGAAAACUAUGCACUCAACUAUGUGAUUACGCAACUCGAUGGCUAUCCCUGUCUAUGGAAUGUUGUCCUUUGGAAAUCAAUGGACUAUUACAAGAUUAUCUCUCUCAGUUCCAUGACUUUGAUGAUGAUGAUACUAUGGCGGUCGGUACUACUCAUAUGGGUCGGACUAUUGCUUUACAAAUAGGGAAAACAACAUCCAAAGAUCAAAUAUCAAGUGAAUUUGUUCCUCAAAUACCUGGCAUCCAUCUAGAUGAUUCUUCCAAUUUUGCAUAUGGGUUUACCUCAAGAACUUACUACACUGGUAAAGUAGCUGGUAUUGAUCACAGUAGUAGAGGACAAUACGACAAUCAUCCAUCAAAUCAAGCUGAUUUCUUGACUUGUACAUUGAAAACCUUACUGGACGAUAUCAAGGCUAAACGACAAGUACGUAAUGACAGAAUACAUCGGCUCUUACUUUGCACCGCAUCUUUUAUCAUUUCUCAGGAAAACACACAUCUGGAUAUGGUCAAUUAUAUCGUCCAGAUUCCAGUUUAUGCCUUUACACCAGAAUCCCUUCGUAGUGGCACUAAUGUAUGGAAUUGGAUCAUGAUUGAACGACCUGAUAUAGAGGAACGACUUAUGAUUGAAGUAUUGCGAAUGUGGACCUGGGCUCAACGACAUCGUCGAGGUUUAUUCUCACCAAUACUCAACUUCACUAGUCCGUUUACGCAAAAAAUGACAUAUCAACCAUCCGAUACAACAGACAUGGAUAUGAAACACAAAAAGGCCAUUAUUUUAUUCACUCCACAUGAAAUUUGGUUGAGAUUUAUCAUCAGUCAUUUCUUCUCCAUUCGACACAAGAGCAGACAUCUGGUCACUGUAUCCAUUCUUUUAUUACAAGAAUCAUUUCAAAAUGCUCAUCUUAUGAGUACUCAUCCAAUGUCAAGAUCAGCAAGAUUUCAACUUUUAUACUUGGGUAUGCAAAUACUAUGUUCGGUACGCUUAGAAUCCUUGGCAGAAUGUAAAAUUCGAUCUCUUAUCUAUGAUACUGCUUUCAAUUGGUUCGGAUUGCCUCCUAGCUGUCGGUAUGGAACAUGGAAAUCAACUGCAUUGUUAGAGAAAAAUUUCAUGAUCGAUCUAUACAAGUUGAUAGAAAAUGAUACACCCAAACUCAAUCAUACAUUAUCAAGUUCUACUUCCUUCAACCCAAACUCAAGUGUAUCAUCUGGGUUACAUUUGAUAUGCAAAGGCAAAACAAGGGAUGAUAUUUUACGUGAUCACCAGUCAUCAAAAAAAUUGCUUCUUCUUCUUCUCGAAAAUGAAAUUUACAGUUGUACUGUUUGGUAUAAUCCUCUCAAUGAUGCUUCUUCUAUCUUUGGUCUGGAUGUUUUUCCACGUACAAUUGAAAAAUCCCUGAAUACUGACGAUGCAUGGAAGGAUAUGAUUCGAUUUGCUUGGAUGAAACAACCUCGUAUGGCUGUACAAUUGGCAAGUCGCUUCAAGUCUCCUUCUAUCUUGGUUGAAUUGAAGAGAUUGAUUGCAAACAAUGCUCUUGAUGUGGUGGAUUCUCCCGAAGCCUUGACAAUAUUACUUGGUGAUGGAAUACAAACAGAUGUUCGCUUAGAUUUAAGAUAUUUGAAAUAUUGGGCACCAGUACCGGCGAUAACAGCAACCAAUUAUUUCUUACCAUCUUAUGGCAACCAGCCGAUGAUCCUGCAAUAUGCGAUGCGGAGCUUGGAACACUAUUCUGUUGACAUUGUGUUUUUCUACAUACCCCAACUUGUACAAACUAUUCGUCAUGAUGAUUUUGGUUAUGUAGAACGUUAUAUUAUGAAGGCAGGUCAAGUAUCACAGUUGUUUGCUCAUCAAAUCAUAUGGAAUAUGAAAGCCAAUUUUUAUUUGGAUGCUGAUAAGGGAUGUGAAAAACCUGAUCCUAUGAAACCAACGCUUGAACGCAUUAUCUAUAAUCUGGUCAGUUCCUUUGCUGAUGAAGAUCGACAAUUCUAUGAACGGGAAUUCAAGUUUUUUGGUGAUAUUACUGCCAUUUCUGGUUACUUAAAGGAAUAUAUAAAGUUGGGUCAAAAUGAAAAAAAACCAAUGCAGAAGAAACGAUUGGAUGAAGAACUUGAAAAGGUCAAGGUGGAUGUUGGUGUUUAUCUUCCUAGCAAUCCAGAUGGUUGUGUCGUCGAUAUUAGUAGAACAUCUGGCAAACCUUUACAAAGUCACGCCAAGGCACCUUUUAUGGCAACAUUUUUGAUCGAGAAAGAAAAGAAUGAUCAAGAUUCGACUUCUGAUAGUAAAAUACUGGCAACAUCCAAGAAAUUACCAUUGACGAAUGAUACUAUUGAAACUAACAACAAUGAUGAUAACAAUGAUAAUGUUGAUGACAAGAAUGUUAAUAUUGGGAAUAACAGUAAUAAUAAUAAUAAUAAUGAUGAUGAUGAUGAUGCAAGUCGUACAACAUUUCGUAUAUGGCAAGGUGCUAUUUUCAAGGUGGGUGAUGAUUGUCGACAAGAUGUAUUGGUGCUUCAAUUGAUUGCAGUAUUCAAGAAAAUCUUUCUCAGUGUGGGACUUGAUCUUUAUGUCUAUCCUUACCGUGUUGUGGCGACUGGACCUGGCUUGGGUGUCAUUGAUGUAUUGCCUCAAUCCAUAUCUCGAGAUCAAUUAGGAAGAGAAAAAGUAAAUAGUAUUUAUGAUUAUUUUGUGGCGAAAUAUGGAGGACCCAACUCGGUACAUUUUCAACGUGCUCGUAUGAACUUUGUCCAAAGUUUAGCAGCUUAUUCGGUGAUCUCUUAUCUCUUACAAAUCAAAGAUAGACACAAUGGCAAUAUUAUGUUGGAUGAUAAAGGACAUUUAAUCCAUAUUGAUUUUGGAUUUAUUUUUGAUAUUGCACCUGGUGGUGGUAUUUUGGAAAGUUCACCAUUUAAACUUACAACGGAAAUGAUACAAGUGAUGGGAGGUCAUUCUGAACAACAACCUUUCAAACAAUUCUCAGAAUUAGUGGUGAAGGCCUACUUAGCUUGUCGACCUUAUGCGGAAGUGAUUAUACAACUGGUUCAACCUAUGCUUGAAUCUGGAUUACCAUGCUUUAAAGGGGAUACCAUUCGACGAAUGCGAACAAGGUUCCAAACUGACAAAUCUGAUCGUGUGGCUUCUGAUUUUAUGAUUCAACGUAUCAAGGAUUCAUUUGAAAAUCAAAGGACUGUACUUUAUGAUUAUUUCCAAAAAGUUACCAAUGGUAUUCCUUAUUGAUAAUGUUAGUUUAUUAUUUAAAAUUAGAAUAGAUUAUAAAAAAAUUUUUUUUGAACGUUGUGC
Messenger RNA from Halteromyces radiatus, 6276 nucleotides. RefSeq lists its product as uncharacterized. The record is from RefSeq and is a predicted model, not a curated record. Gene Ontology annotation, biological process: phosphatidylinositol phosphate biosynthetic process; phosphatidylinositol-mediated signaling. The transcript is spliced from 25 exons. The coding region runs from base 34 to 6213 and encodes 2059 amino acids. Gene Ontology annotation, cellular component: cytoplasm; plasma membrane. Gene Ontology annotation, molecular function: 1-phosphatidylinositol 4-kinase activity. Lineage: Eukaryota; Fungi; Mucoromycota; Mucoromycetes; Mucorales; Cunninghamellaceae.